GAUGCGUAUUCCAACUAUGAAGAGGGAUUACCAAUGGUAAAAGUCAUUCGGAAUUCGACGGUCCAUGGCCUGGCUACAAAGAGGGAGAUUGUUCCAAAAUGCUGGGAGAAAGAAGAGAUCUGGAAUCAAACUUUGCAGAGUACCUACAAGAACUGGUUCUAUGAAGCAUGGGGUUUUAAGGAAGGGAAGUGGUAUGGAAAUUAUGGGCCUGUGGAUAAUAUAAGGAUUACUGGAUAG
Molecule: messenger RNA, 237 nt
Organism: Racocetra persica
Lineage: Eukaryota; Fungi; Glomeromycota; Glomeromycetes; Diversisporales; Gigasporaceae
Source: the annotation of a GenBank genome assembly